AUGUCCCCACCCACGCCUGUCCUUGGGCGGCGGGACGGGUCCACCUCAAUAUUGUCGAUUACACCAGGGCUCGACGUUAGCAGCGGCCCUGGCUCCCCUACCUCCACUGCAACCCCAAGCACGACCACGAUAGCAAACGGCGGCGGCGGCAGCGGCGGGUUCUACAACAACCAGCUCUUUUACAUCCUCAUUGCAGUGCUCGGGGCGUUUGCCCUCGUCUCCAUAUUCAACAUCUUCCGUACCCGCCGCCGCCGCAGGAUCAUUAUCAAUGAAGCAGAACGUCUUGGGCUCAUGGUCCCCGGCAUGUCUGGGUAUGUGCCCAUGCGCGAGCGACCUGCCUUCAUAAAGGCAGACGGGUGGCGCACCCCAGACUGGUGGGAGGUGACGGAGAAGAACCACGAGGACGACGACGGUAAUACCAGGAUGGCGAAGAGAGGAGCCGAGGGCAUGGUCACUGUCGCCGAACCUACAAGCACUCCAUCCGAGGUCGACGGCGCCACCACCACCACUGCUGUUUCUCGACCGCAAGAGGCGGGGCCAUCGGCGCCUAGCAGUAGCCGGGGCGACAAGGAACUCGAGCAGCAACAAAACGAGUACGGCGCCCGCGGUGUGCUUGAAGUCACCUCCCUGGACGAUCUGCACCCACUCGCCAUUGUCCCCACACCUGUCAUGGUGGACAACCCGCCAAAACCAUGGUCUAAACUCCCCUUCUUCCCCAACUAUGUCUCGUACCCGAAAUCCGCCCACAUUCCCAUACCGCCGCGGUUCGCGCCCGACGACCCAGACGCGUUCGACUCGAUCGUUGGCGAGCCGCUGGAAGUGAUUGUGGCGCUACGCAUGCCCACGCCGGCAGCGGCGCACAGCGGCGACGUCGAGGGCCAGCCGGCCGGUGCGCCGCGCGUGGUGAGCCCCGACGACGACGACGCCGUCAUGCAUGAGUGGGGCGGGCUCGAGCUCGGCGUGCUCACCAUGACGGUGGCCAAGGGCGAGCAAGACGUCUGGUCGUCGCACGACUAG
Molecule: messenger RNA, 1017 nt
Organism: Apiotrichum porosum
Lineage: Eukaryota; Fungi; Basidiomycota; Tremellomycetes; Trichosporonales; Trichosporonaceae
Exons: 4
Coding region: 1-1017 (338 amino acids)
Source: RefSeq, a predicted model, not a curated record